UUUCUUUUGUUCUUAUCUGUGAAUGUUCCACCAAGAGACUAGUUGUCAGAUAGAUAUUAGACGCGAGGCGAGAAGCUCCGUUUGGAAACCCUAGAGAUCGUGAAGCUCCAUCCCUCUCCGGCGUGGAUCUCGGAAGUUGUAUUAUUUGAAUUUGGGAGAGAUUAGAUUAGAUCAUGUAUAGGGAGAGGGGAACGGUUGGAACCAAGUCGGAGGUCGUCGAUCGGAAACGUGUUGUAAACGAGGUUCGCGAUAAUCGGGCGUCGCAUUCGAUGUCUCAGCCCGUCAAUGGAAAGGGAAAGGCCGCAUCGAACUCCGUCAUGAUAGGGAAGCAGUUGCAUGACCAGAACAACAGCAGAGAUUCACGUUCUGGGUCUCUCUCGAAGACUACCAUUUCCGACGCUGUGGAUAUAUCAGAGACAGACAGCGAGGAAUCAGAGGUGAGUGGCUCUGAGGGGGAGGACACCUCGUGGAUAUCUUGGUUCUGUAAUCUCCGUGGGAACGAGUUCUUCUGCGAGGUUGAUGAUGAUUACAUCCAGGAUGAUUUUAACUUGUGUGGUCUCAGCCAUCAAGUUCCUUACUACGACUAUGCCCUUGAUUUGAUUCUGGACGUAGACUCUUCUCAUGGUGAGAUGUUUACAGAGGAACAGAAUGAAUUGAUCGAGUCAGCUGCCGAGAUGCUGUAUGGAAUGAUUCAUGCUCGUUACAUAUUGACCAGCAAAGGCCUGGCUUCUAUGUUGGACAAAUACAAAAACUAUGACUUUGGAAGAUGCCCGAGAGUGUAUUGUUGUGGGCAGCCUUGUUUACCGGUUGGGCAAUCUGAUAUCCCUAGAGCAAGCACCGUGAAGAUAUAUUGCCCCAAAUGUGAAGACGUCUAUUACCCACGAUCAAAAUACCAAGGCAACAUAGAUGGAGCAUACUUUGGGACAACGUUUCCACAUCUGUUCCUGAUGACGCACGGACAUCUGAAACCGCAAAAGGCAUCGCAAAGCUAUGUGCCAAGAGUGUUUGGGUUUAAGUUACACAAGCCGUGAAGGAAUGAAGGAACAGGUACAAGAGCAUCAUGCGUUUUGAGAAAGCAGGAGACUUGUGUACAACAAAAAGAAAAGGCAUAUUUGUUUCAGGAAGGUGGAACACUAGUUUGUCUCUGUUAUUGUUUUUGUGUGUCCCUUACUAGGUUUAGACUACUACAUUAGCUGCAAGUAAAAUCCCACAUAACAAUUGUAAUACAUUACCCCUUUUUUUCUUCUAUAUGCUUUUACCUCAGUUUCCAUUUGAGUUUUUCCUUUGUAUCAAAACCUAUCAAUGUCAGAUUUUCGUGAGACGUUCAUGUU
Molecule: messenger RNA, 1331 nt
Organism: Brassica oleracea var. oleracea
Lineage: Eukaryota; Viridiplantae; Streptophyta; Magnoliopsida; Brassicales; Brassicaceae
Product: casein kinase II subunit beta'
Exons: 5
Coding region: 174-1031 (285 amino acids)
Cellular component (GO): protein kinase CK2 complex; cytoplasm
Molecular function (GO): protein kinase regulator activity
Source: RefSeq, a predicted model, not a curated record